This is a messenger RNA of Prorocentrum cordatum, 923 nucleotides long. NCBI's taxonomy places the organism in Eukaryota, Dinophyceae, Prorocentrales, Prorocentraceae. The record is from the annotation of a GenBank genome assembly.
CGCGGCCGAGGACGCGGAGGUCCGCGCCGCGCACCUGGACGAGGUGCCGGCCCUGCGCGCCGAGCUGGCGGUGGCCAAGGCGCACCUCGCGCGGGCCGAGGCGCAGCUGGAGUGCGUGCGGCACCAGCUGCGCAACCAGCCGCUGCACUUCACGGUGGGGCAGUACAACAUGCUGGCAGGCCGUGCGGAUCUGGGAAACAACACGGAGCCCUGGUUCCUGUACGGGGUCGACGUCUGCGCGGAGCGGCGCCGAAAGAUCAAGAAGCUGCAUCUCGAGAGGGACGACUCCGGAAAGAUAGUGAACAGAGGUUGGCCCAACUAUGUUCGAGGCGUGCUCACGCCAGAAGAGAUCAGGACCGUGGAGCGAGUGCACCGGCAGAUGUUUGUGUGGGAGAAGCGCAAGGAUCGAAUCGUGGACGUUAUUCGAGAUUUAGACGUGGAUUUGAUGUCCAUCUCGACUGCGACCACUACUACGACUUCUUCAAGCCUGUCCUGGACACGAUGGGCUACGACAGCAUCUGGGCGCAGCGGCCGCGGGAGCAGAGCCAGGACGGCUGCUGCAUCGCGUGGCGGCGGAGCAGCUUCGAGUGCCUUGCGAGCGAGGUCGUGGUGUACCAGGACCCACGGGAGAAGAAGCGGGAAAGCCUUUGGCAGGGCCAUGGUCAGGGACCGGCUCGCCCUGCUGACCCUGAUGCGCAGCAGGGUGACGGGCGACACCGUCAUCUUCGCGAGCACGCAUCUGGCCCGCAACCCGGAGGAGAAGGACCGGCGAGGAGGGGAAAGUGGGGGCACAGGCACCACCGCUCGUCGAUGCGUCCAGGAAGGUACCGGGAGCACAUGGGAGACGGAGGGGAAGACGAACAUCUAUUCUGGAUCGCUUAAUAAUCCCCCCCCCCCCCCCCCGUUGGAGUGCCAGGGGGGGU